ACUGAAGUCUGAAAUCAUCAUCAUCGAAAAAUCGGGAAACUGACCCCAAUCAUAAUUAAGAAGAGCCAUGGCCAAGGAGCUUAUUUCUCUCCAAUACCUCCGACCACCACUUCACAUUACUCGUCAAUUCCUAAGCCUCACUUCUCCUCCUUCAACUCUCAUUCUCCGCCCAAAACCACCGCAAAACCCAAUCUUUAUCCGCACCAGCUCUCACCGGAGCAAAACUUCCCACGACGACGACGGUGUCCCAGCCGACGACGUCAAAACCCUCGCGAAAUUCAAAUCACGGCAUAACUUCAUCAGAGUCAUCGAAGUUUCACGAAAGACCAAUCACCCACUCGCCGGUUCGCGUCUCCUCCUCCUCGACAAUCCGGGUAACAUCCACAGCAUCUCUUUCCUUCUUAAGACCUUAACCGAUAGUUACUUCGACGUUUUCGCUACUCUGCCUCCGAUUAUACCUCCAGGACCCAUUGGUAUUCUCGGAUUCGGAGCUGGUUCAACAGCUCGAUUGAUUCUCGAGCUUUACCCUCCUGACUUCACCGUCCAUGGAUGGGAACUUGACCCUUCUGUGAUUGACGUUGGUAGAGAGUUCUUUGGCAUCUCCAAGCUCGAAAGGGAACAUAAAGAUAGGAUUUUUAUCAACAUUGGGGAUGCUUUGAAUGCUAGUUUGAAAACAGGGUUUUCAGGUAUUUUAGUUGAUUUGUUUAGUAAAGGGAGUGUGAUCAAAGAGCUCCAAGAUCCUAAAGUGUGGGAGGAUUUGAAAAGUAGGUUGAGGAAGAGAGGGAGGAUUAUGGUGAAUGUUGGAGGAAAUUGUGUGGAAGCUGAGGAUUCAGAGAGAGAUGGAGGUUUGGUUAUGGAAGAAACGUUGAAAGCGAUGAGUCAUGUUUUUGGAGAUAAGCUCUUUGUUCUAACGCUUGGCAAUGGGAAUGAUAGUUCUGUGGCUUUAACGGGCGAUUUACCGGAUCUAGACGCAUGGAAGAAGAGAUUACCGCGUAGUGAACUGAGAAGUUACGUUGAUAUGUGGGUACCUUAUAGAGAACACAGCUCGAGACAUUAGCCUUAGAUGAAUAUUGAUUGAUAACUAGUUUAGGUUUUGUGACGGAUGCUGCUGCAAUGUCUUUGGAAUCUCGUUAUGGUGAAUGCGAAGCUAUGAUGAAACUUGAUUAGCUAAUACACAAAACUUGUUCUGUCUCACAUAGUGUUAUAAGUGUACAAAAGUAUUGGCUUGUCCAUUUUGUGUCUUUUUUGUUGAUGAAUCAUCUUCGAGGCUGUCUAUUCCUUCACGGGGAUUGAGAUUUACUCAUUACUGUUAAGCAUGAUUUGUUCUGGUUGGAAGCUAAAUUCAACAAAGAUCCUUGUAUCACUCUGUUUAUUCAAAAUCCAAAAUAUGAAGCUUUUGCA
Capsella rubella is the source of this 1401-nucleotide messenger RNA. RefSeq lists its product as uncharacterized. The record is from RefSeq and is a predicted model, not a curated record. Bases 68 to 1057 code for a protein of 329 amino acids. Gene Ontology annotation, molecular function: thermospermine synthase activity. NCBI's taxonomy places the organism in Eukaryota, Viridiplantae, Streptophyta, Magnoliopsida, Brassicales, Brassicaceae. The transcript has a single exon. Gene Ontology annotation, biological process: polyamine biosynthetic process.